AUGGCUGCCUAUCCAUUUUCCGACGGAACACCACUCGCCAGUCAAUGGCCCAUACCUCCCCAACAUUUUUUUGACUAUGAACUCCAUAUGCCCAAUGGAUCGGCAGGAACGUACUUUUAUCACUCUCACGUAGGCUUCCAGGCCGUCAGCUGCUCCGGUCCAUUGAUCGUCGAGGACAAAGUCCCCCCGUAUGAAGUUGAUGGCGACCUGGUCGUUCAUAUUCAAGAGCUCUUCAAUGAGACAGACACAACCAUAGAGCAGGGGUUGCAGGCAACGCCUUUCGUGUGGAGUGGUGAAACAAAUGGGUUCAUUAUCAACGGCAAGACAAUCUCGAACUUUGGUGUGACCGACCAAUCAUCCUCCCAACUUGCAAUCAUUGAUAUAGAGCCAAACAGCUUGUACAGGGUGCGUUUCAUUGGAGGUCACUCCCUAUCGUACUCUGCAUUGGGAGUCGAAGAUCAUACCGAUCUACAAGUCAUCGAAGCUGAUGGCGGUUACACCAAACCACACUCCACCACCUUCCUCCAGAUUGGUUCUGGCCAGCGCUUCAGCGCGCUUCUCAAAUCCAAUACCUGCAAUGAGCUGAAGCAGUCCGGAAAACUCGACUACUACAUUCAGAUCGAGAGCCGUGAGCGUCCGAGCAACACAACGAAUUACGCCAUCCUUCGCUAUAACAAUUCUUGCAUGAUCCCUUCGGAUCCCUCCAAGAGCGCUUCAAACACGACCUACCCAAACCGAAAGCCCAUCGCACUCCCACCGACCGUCGACGGUUUUCUCGACUACGUCCUACAACCUCUCUAUCCAAACGACUUCCCCUCUGUUUCACAGGUGACACGCCGGGUCGUCCUCAACGUGCAGCAAAUCCUGGACAAGUACAUCAUCUGGAAGGACUCAAGCGUAACCUGGACGGCCGACACGAACGACUCGAUCCCGCACACCACGCCAAGCCAGCCAUAUCUCGUGUCGCUGUACAAGAACCAAACCGCUUACACGCCGUCCUACUCGGCAGCCGUGAAGAACGGUGGCCUCGACCCAUCGACGAACACCUUCCCUGCCAAAGUCGGCGAAGUAUUGGAGAUAGUGCUCCAGAACAUUGGCGCUCACGCCAUCGACAAUGAAACGGGUGGCGGGCUCGACGUCCACCCGUGGCAUGCCCACGGCGAACACUACUACGACAUCGGAGGCGGGCCGGGAGCCUUCGACCCCAAAGUUGCCGAAGAGCGACUGAAGGGCACCGAACCGGUGCUUCGGGACACGACGAUGCUCUUCCGCUACAAUGCGACAACGCAACCAAACGAAAAGCAAGGGUGGCGCGCGUGGAGGUUGAGGGUGCAGCAGCCUGGGGUGUGGAUGAUCCACUGUCAUACGCUGCAGCAUAUGAUCAUGGGUAUGCAGACCGUGUGGGUGUUUGGUGAUGCUGAGCAAGUGUUGGCAGUGCCGAAGGCGGACAUUGAGGGGUAUCUCACUUACGGAGGGGAUGUUUAUGGAAAUAGCAGCCAUGCGCCGGAUGUGGUACAUUUCAGCGAACUAGAAGGUGGAAUAUGA
Messenger RNA from Letharia columbiana, 1545 nucleotides. RefSeq lists its product as uncharacterized. Lineage: Eukaryota; Fungi; Ascomycota; Lecanoromycetes; Lecanorales; Parmeliaceae. Gene Ontology annotation, molecular function: oxidoreductase activity; copper ion binding. The record is from RefSeq and is a predicted model, not a curated record. Bases 1 to 1545 code for a protein of 514 amino acids. The transcript has a single exon.